Messenger RNA from Nothobranchius furzeri (turquoise killifish), 5519 nucleotides. Its product is annotated as proteinase-activated receptor 4. Gene Ontology annotation, biological process: blood coagulation; phospholipase C-activating G protein-coupled receptor signaling pathway; thrombin-activated receptor signaling pathway. The record is from RefSeq and is a predicted model, not a curated record. Lineage: Eukaryota; Metazoa; Chordata; Actinopteri; Cyprinodontiformes; Nothobranchiidae. Gene Ontology annotation, cellular component: plasma membrane. Gene Ontology annotation, molecular function: thrombin-activated receptor activity.
AAUGCAUGCAGGGAUAACAUGCUAGCAAGUAUCAGCAGAGCCAAUAGAUGAGCUUAUGGACAUUCUAAUGGGAAACAGGCUUCAAUACAAGCGGUUGUCUUCCGCUUGGUCAUAGUCCUCAACCAGUGUCUAUUUAACAUAGUGUAGUAUAGGUUUUGGAUGGUUAUAAGUGCAGGAGACAAAAAUCGACUUUGGAAAAAGUAGGGGGACAUGCUGCGCUGACUUUGGAACACUGUGGCUCAGGGGCUAGGUUAGAGCAGGCCACUCCUGUUAAAUGAAGGAACAGGAAUGCACAUCAACUCCGUUUCCCCUGAGUCAUGUAUUAUGUGCUGCCACAGCCCUGAGUUCUAGAAGAGCAGCAGCCCUGAGUAGGUCCAGUCUGACCCUAGCUAUGAUCGGAGUUCAUACCAGAAAGUGAAGAGCAGAAUGUACACAGAGAGAAGCUGAAACUUGAGAAAGUCCUCAGAGACAUGUUUAAAACACAGACAAACACAUCUGGAUAACAUAAGCUGAGUGGGCGAGGCCAGCAGAGGGUGGAUCAGACGGAUAUCCUCAGACCCUCACAAAACUGAUGCAAGUUCUGCUAUUGCUGAUCCACUGUGGACACACUGAUAUUGCUUCUGAACAAGUCUAGGUUCUACUGAGAGCUUUUGGACCAUUCCUGGACUGGUACCGCUGUGACUGAAACUCAAGGAAACCAGAAGCAGCUAUUUGUGGUCUAAACUGUCUGAAAAGUGAGUACAGUAGAGAAAAACCACAGAAGAGGAAUGAAGCUGACUGUUGGGACUCCCCUCUUUGUGUUCAUUCUGUCAUCCAUCUGCAGUGUCUCUCCAUCUUCUCAUCCUGGAGAUGUAUGUUCGGUCACGCCUGUCCGUCUACGAACUUUCCGCCUGAUUACUAACUGUAACAUCACCACUCUGAAGGAGAAGCAGCUGAAGGAGAUCCAGGCUCCAACCAUCAAUGUUUACCUGCCAGUUCUAUACCUUCUGGCCUUUUGUGUGGGUCUGCCGGUCAACAUAUUGGCUCUUUGGGUUCUGGUUUUUCGAACUAAACACCUGCCAUCGACCACGCUGCUCAUCAACCUGACACUGGUAGACUGUCUGCUGCUCAUGGUUCUGCCAUUUCGUAUCGCCUACCAUUUUCGAGGAAACAACUGGGAGUUGGGUGAGCCUUUGUGCCGCAUUGUCAUGGCUGUAUUUUAUGGUAACAUGUAUGGCUCAGUCUGGUGUUUGGCCUUUGUGGCUUUGGACCGAUAUGUAGCUGUGGUUCACCCUCUACGCGCCAGGACUCUGCGAAGCCAGCGGAUGUCUCUGUACAUGACUGGAAUGGUAUGGGUGGUGAUUCUGGCCGCCAUGCUGCCACUGCUACUCUCCCAGCAGACCUACAGGCUGAAUGAACUCAACAUAAUGACCUGCCAUGACGCGCUGCCUGGGGGGGAACAGGAGAACUACUUCCUUCCGUACUUCAGUACUCUGUUUGCUUCCUGCUUUCUGCUGCCCUUCCUCAUCAUGUUGUUUUGCCACAGUGCUGUGCUACACACCCUGAUAGCUGAGAGGACGCGCUAUGCAAACGCCAUCCGGGUAACCUUGCUGGUGUUGAUUGUUUUCAUUGUGUGUCUGCUGCCCAGUAAUGUCCUCCUUCUUCUAACUUAUGCUGACAGCUCAUUGGAUGUGGACGGCGAGGACCUCUAUGUUCCCUACAUGAUUAGCUUAGCAAGCAGUGCAUUUAACAGCUGCAUUGAUCCCUUCAUCUUCUACUUCGUGUCCCCAGAGUUCAGAAAAAAGGUCAAGAGCAUGCUUUGUUGCUGUGACAACCAUGAGAAUCAGAUAUCAUCUCCAAGGAACAUGUCCUCAUCAUCGGGCCAGAAGUCAAAGGUCAUUGUGUUGCCCAUGAGCAGUCGACGAGGGACACCUGAGAGUGAAAAUAGACUGUCACCUAACUGCAGAUAUCAUCGCAGCUAGUGCUUAACUAUUGUAAAAACAAAAUCAUGGAUUGCUUCUUUCAAGUGAGACCCAGCGUUGAUCUAUGACCAUGGUUAUGAUCCAGUCAACCACUUUUUCUGGUGGAUAAUGGCCCAGUUAAAACCUCAAACAGCUGAAACCUACUUCUACUAGUUCAUCAGAUUGGGUUAUUCAGGUCAGAACCAAACAAAAAACAUGUAAUGAAGUAUCAUAUGUGACUGUGAGGGGCGGUGAUUGACGAGAAAGUCUUGGGUGUUAUAAUAACCAACAGAUCAUCCAUUUGCAUCUUUUGCUGGCUGCAGCUAAAGCUAAUCAUGCACAAGCUUUGCUCAAAACAACAAUAAACCUUGUUACCAAAUGACAGCAUGAGUGAUGCUUAGUUAAAAGAACUAGGAUUAACAUCAAACAGAAGAACUGGAGGUAUUUAAGUUAAAGAACAGAAGUUAGUUUGCAGUUGAGUCAGAGAACUAUAAUGUUGAACUCCAGAGGACAUGAAUUGACCCGGGGUGACGGUGGCACAGGAGUCAAGAGCUCGUCCUGUAAUCGGAAGGUUGCAGGUUUGAGCCUCGCUCAGUUUGUCACUGUGUCCUUGGGCAAGACGCUUAACCCGUCUUGCCUGCUAGUGGUGGCCAGAGGGACCGGUUGCGCCACUGCUGGGCAGCCUUGCCUCCUUUCAGUGCACCCCAGGGCAGCUGUGGCUACAUCGUAGCUCAUCCCCACCAGGGCGUAAAUGUGUGUGUAAAUGACUGAUUAUGUUGUAAAGUGCCUUGGGGGGUUCCAGGACUCUAGAAGGUGCUUCAUCAAAUACAGGUCAUUUACCAUUCCUUCUUGAACAUUGUUUCCUUUAAGGGGGGACAUAUUUAGCAAGACUCCCUUUAGCAUCCUUGGGUCUCUACUGCCUCUGUUAACAGUCCAAAGAUGAAUAGAAACAAACUAAAUAAAUAAUAAAAUUAAAGGCCUGUCAGGGUUUGAUUCUAGGCAUUAUGAGCCUAAAACCUAUUAUGGCAUCAUAAAAAAGGAAAUUAGCUUAGAACCACGCCUUAUGACGAGGAGCAGUGGCUCUACUGUGAUCCCCUUCCAGAUGUCCAAGCUCCUCACCUAAUAGCAGCCAAUCAAGGCAUGGGUGGGCAUGGCCAGCAGCAGUUGGCUUUUCUCAAAGUGGCAGUGUGGAGUUUUACCUUUAAUCUCUGGAAAUGUGCAUCGAAAUGUUGUUGAAAAUGAACAAAGUCAUGUCCGGUCGUUGAAAAAUAUUGGCGGCUUUACACCAUAUAACCAUAAAAAUCAGGUCUAAAGUAUAAGGUCUAGCAUCUUUGGGGGCACCAUAUUUCCUUCUUGUCGGCUCGUGGUCUCACGCCUGUCGAUGACAUCACACUAGAAGAUUGGCUGGAUGUACGACUCUAUGACAUUACCAUGAUUGAAAACAUUUAGGUAGUAAGAAACACUAAUUUAAUAACAAAACUCCUAAACUCUUUCCAAAACCUAUAUGAAAGAACAGAAUUGAAAAAGAGAUGCAAUAUAUUUUGGCCAAAUGAUAUUACCGUCGUUUGAUGACGUAAUUGGCAAUCGCAGGACUUCGAGCAGAUCCAGGAACAACAAUCAGCAUUGCAUUCUUGUGCGCUGAGGCACUGAAGAUAGGUGCCAGUUCUAUCUCAAGCGCUGUGGCGCCGCAGCUGUUUACAACAAUGUGAAGUAUUUUACAACAGACUUUACGACACAGAACGGCUUUAUGGCACAAACCCAACUGCCAGCAAAAACCCAGCUGCAGUUUUGAUAACUUUAAAGUAUUAUUGAUCUUGAAAAUUCCAAUUUUAAUUAAGAGUCUCACAAAACAUGACCACAACUCUGAUCACGUAUAAACAAUAGUCACUUCCUGCUUCCUGUUCUCAAGUCCUGUGUGAUGUUGUAACUAUCGCACGACUUGUCCUGUGUGACCACUUGACUUCUCAAAAUCGCAGGCGAGACGUGGUGCAUCUGCCUCCAGUGUGCCCCAGGCUUCAAAGUCUGAGGAGCCACACCAAGGUCACAUGCUUUCUGCUCCACAGGUAACCUUUACCGUAAUUUUUUUUUAAAACUAGCGACAGUCACGACAAUAUGGUGUAAAACUACCCUGAAAUAUGUGUACCGCCCCCAAUGCCAGGAAACUACACAGUGCCACUUUAAAGCGACAGAGCCCUGAAACGACUCAUUCUUUUUGCUGUGUUGUUGUUUGUUGUUUUUGUUUGAAUGUUGUUUGCUGACGUACAGCACUUUGGUCAAUCUUUGUAUUGUAUUUAAAUGUGCUUUAUAAAUAAACUUGACAUUGACAUUCAGGAAAGUACUAAAAAUGUCAAGAAUAAAACUCCUGAGAAUAACUUAUUAGGCUUAAAAAUACCACACCAUGUCCCCCUAUAACGUUAACUAUGAUACUUGUUAUACCACCACCACAUGACUUGUUUUUAUGUCGUGGUGAUGAUGCAGGUUUUAAGUGUAUGUUAUCAAUGUGUGUAAAGCAUUUGUCACACUAAAAUGAUAACAGGAAUUUUCUUGGUUACAGCUGUCAGCUUAUUUUGCCCCUAAUUUGUCAUUUUAGAGCUGCUGUAGCAUUAAGGAAGGCAUUACACUGUCCAGCCAUCUUCAUUUACCUGAGAAACAGUGUGCUCCGUUUAUAACCAUCUCUCCAUAAGCCAGCCUUGCUACCUGGGGAACUGCCAGAACAAAGUUCCUCUCCUGCUUCCUUUAUCUGCUGCAAGUUACAAGACAUCUCCAGAAGACAGGACUCUUAAUAUGAAAAGAAUCAUAUGCUUUCUAUACAAUUAUUUUCUUAUUUUACAGAUUAAUUACAAUCAUAGAACAAUGAGUGUUUUAUCUAAGGUGAAUUUAAUAAGACUUGUUUUCUUGAAAGUAAUGAUUUAAUCAAAAUAACUGUUUAUUGUUUAAAUUAUUUUAGAUCUUGAAUGCACCAAACAAAUCUACUUGAUGAGUUAAUGAUGAUUUUAUUAUCAGUCAUGUCACAUAUUAAUAUCAGUAUGUUAACAAUAAUACCAUAUAUCAAAGAAGCUCUCAUCACUGGUAUAGCAGGAUCCGCACACUGACGUUGGAUGGUUAUGAUUCAUUGAUAACUAAUCAAACAUCAUUAAAUUCAGCCAUAUUGAUCUUGUAAGCCCAGACUUCACCUUUCCUAAAACAGCAUCCAUGAUCAUGUUUCAUGAGAGUUUUGUUAUAGUUUACCUCUCAAACUGUUUUGGUUCUGACUUUGUUCCUAACUUGUCUUUUUAGAGCUGUUCUGUUCUACUGGACUCUAUUGGUGAAAUAGGUCAAGUGUUCGUUUAUCCAGAAGUUCUCACCACUAUGAUCCAAAAUAAUCCCAUACAGAACCAUGGUGCUGGUCUCCUGUGGCACACCUCUGACCUUUCACUAGGUUGCUGGCAUGAGAUGUGAAUGUUUUCACCAUGCAUGAGUAGGUUUUCUCUGGGUACUCCAUUUCCUCACACAGACCAAAAACAUGCAUGUGUAGGUUAAGUGAUGACCCUAAAUGACCCGUAACACUGUCUGCACGCGCGCGCACACACACACACACAC